Impatiens glandulifera is the source of this 4265-nucleotide messenger RNA. Its product is annotated as protein ALWAYS EARLY 3-like. The record is from RefSeq and is a predicted model, not a curated record. Lineage: Eukaryota; Viridiplantae; Streptophyta; Magnoliopsida; Ericales; Balsaminaceae. Gene Ontology annotation, cellular component: nucleoplasm; transcription repressor complex. Gene Ontology annotation, molecular function: DNA binding. The transcript is spliced from 20 exons. Gene Ontology annotation, biological process: regulation of cell cycle; DNA-templated transcription; regulation of transcription by RNA polymerase II. The coding region runs from base 551 to 4087 and encodes 1178 amino acids.
AAAAAAGAAAAAAAAAAGGAUUUAUCGCACGGAAACAGAAACGCUAGCCUUUCGCCUUCUUCGUUUUCAAGUUUCGCGGUUGUGCCCCAAGAAUCCACACACACUCUCUCUCUCUCUACCUGCGCCAUUUAUUCAGUCGUCAUCUUCAUCGCCUUUGUCAAUUCCGUGUACGAUUUGAUUCUCCGUUCGAUUGAUUUCGCCACAAAAUACAUCUACUUCUUUGAUUCAAAUUAUUACCUCAGCCGUUUCUGCUGAUCUAUCUCUUUUCAGCUGAUUUUGAUUGAUCUCAUCGUCUCUUCAGAAUUUUGGCUUUUCAGCUGUAGAUUUCAUGCUGAUUUAGCUCGGAGUUGUGGACUUUGUCUGGAUACAGUUGUUCAUCACUCAGCUUCCUGACAUCGGAGGUCUGAGAUUGAUACAACACUCGUUUGCAUUUGCAAUGCGUGGUAGAGAGCUCUGGUGGUUGUAUCAUUGAUUUACUCCUCAAUUACUGUAAGAUCAUCUAGGUUCUCAGGUUCUUAAUCUUCAGGUGAUUGAGGAAUUCAGUUCACUUAUGGCCCCAACAAGAAAAUCUAGAGGUGUAAGUAAGCAAUUACCUCAGGUUGAUGAGGCAUCUCCUAGUAAAGAUGGGGAUAAUACAAAGAAAAGCUUACUGCGGAAAAGGAAAUUGUCUGACAUGUUAGGGUCACAGUGGACAAAGGGAGAGCUUGAACGUUUCUAUGAUGCAUACCGGAAACAUGGAAAAGACUGGAAAAAGGUAGCUGCUGCAGUGAAAAACCGAUCUGUGGAAAUGGUCGAGGCUCUUUACACAAUGAAUAGGGCUUACUUAUCACUUCCGGAGGGGACUGCCUCUGUAGUAGGGCUAAUUGCAAUGAUGACUGAUCACUACUGUAAUAUGGACGGAAGUGAUAGUGAGCAAGAAAGCAAUGACGGAGUAGCGAUAUCUCGGAAACCUCAAAAGCGUAGCCGAGGGAAAUUGCAUUCUGGUACUUUAAAAGGAAAUGAAAGCCGUACUCUUCCACAUCUCCAACUAGGAACAUCAACAUCUGGCUGCCUGUCAACUUUGAAGAAGGGACGUCCAAAUGGCAGUGGUCCACGAGCUGUUGGAAAACGGACACCUCGGUACCCUGUUUCAUAUUCUUAUGAGAGGAUUAACGGGGACAAAAUUUUCUCCCCGACUAGGCAGGGACUCAAAUUCAAGGUAGAUGCCACAGAUGAUGAUGUAGCUCAUGAGGUAGCAUUAGCGCUUGCCGAGGCUUCACAGAGAGGUGGUUCUCCUCAAGUAUCUCGUACACCAAAUAGAGGAAAAGACAGCAUUAUGUUAUCACCUGCAUGGAAGGGUAAAAGAAUGCAUACUGGUAAAGAAGUUGACAAUGAAGUAGAUGAGGAUGUUUUAGAAGGAAGUUUAGGAAGCACUGAAGCUGACAAUGGAGAUCUUGCCAGGGAUAGAAGUUACUUGAGAGAUGUCCGUAACGCAGAUGGUAGGAAAGGAAAAAAAAUUCUUGAAAAGAAUAUAGAAGCUGAGUGCAGUGGAAAUGAUGGUUUGGAUGAUGUCAAGGAAGCUUGCAGUGGAACCGAAGGACAAAAUCUCAGUUCCUUUAGGGGAAAAGUUGAAUCUGGGGUUGCAGAAGGAAAAGCUGCAAGAUCUUCUUUUCACAUGCCAAAAAAGAAAAGCAAGAAGGUUCUUUUUGGAAAAGAUGAAGGAUCUCCAUUUGAUGCGUUGCAAGCUUUGGCUGAUUUGGCCACUGAAAAUGCAAUUCAUGUAAAAGAAGAUGGUGAUGAUCUAGCUGAUAAUCCACCUGAGAUUCUGCCUCCCAAACACCAGAAAGAGAGGUCCAAGUCCUCGAGGGUUAAGACGAAAGGAAACCGGUUGACAUCUGGAUAUGAAAGUGCCGGGCCUAAGAAUUCUAGAACUGGAAAAUCUCCAGUUACUGACAUUGGUAGCGUUCGUCAAGUUCAUCAUUUUAUUUCUAAAGCUUCCAAGAAGCAGAAGGCCAUGACAUCUAAAACUCCUCCAGAUGAAGUUGAUAUUGAUAGUCAUCCUAAUGAAUCUCGGGAAGCGGAGGCUUUGGAUACUGGGAAGAAAUUCAUUAUUAAAGGUAAAUGGUCUUCCAAUAAUUCUUCGCAGCAAAAGCAUGGGAAACCAGUUAAGUAUCCUGAGCAUUCUUCUUCAAGUACUGAACAAAAGGGAGAAAAAGAAGAUUCUGCCCUAUCAACUAUGCAAAUUAACAUGCCAAGUCAAGCUUACCGAACAAGCAAAGUUAGAAGCAGGCGCAAAUCAGAACUAAAGGAACCACAAAAACUUCAUCUGAAAUAUUCUGAUGAACUUUCAAAUGAUCCAUCUAAUAUGCUCAUUCUACCAGAGCUCAGUGAGGCUCUUAAUAUUAAGGAAAAGCUUUCAAAUUGCUUGUCAAAUCACCAGUUAAGGAGAUGGUGUGCUUUGGAGUGGUUCUACAGUGGAGUUGAUUACCCAUGGUUUUCUAAAAGAGAAUUUGUUGAAUACUUGAAUCAUGUUGGUUUGGGUCAUGUCCCAAGAUUGACACGUGUUGAAUGGGGUGUCAUAAGAAGUUCUCUUGGCAAACCUAGAAGAUUCUCAGAGGAGUUUCUGAGGGAAGAAAAGGAUAAACUUAACCAAUAUCGUGAUUCUGUCAGAACACAAUAUACAGAGUUUCGUACCGGAACAACCGAAGGGAUUCCUUCAGAUCUUGCAAGGCCUUUAUCAGUUGGGCAACGUGUUGCAGCCAUUCAUCCCAGAACAAGAGAGAUUCACGACGGAAGUAUACUUACAGUUGAUCGUGCAAGGUGUCGUGUUCAGUUUGACCGACCUGAACUAGGGGUUGAAUUUGUCAUGGACAUUGACUGCAUGCCACAGAUUCCGUUGGAGAAUAUGCCAGCUGGCAUGGCAAGGUCUGCAGUUCCCAUGAAUAAAAUUCUAGAGAACUACAAUGAACUGAAAGUCUCUGGUUGGCUAAAAGACCAGAAACCAGAACAAAUUGUGAAGUUCUCUUCAGGUGAAAAUUCACAAAAUGGUGGUGGUUCUCUGUCUCUAUCAAGCUAUGCUGGGAUUAAUCUGAAGCAAUCUAAGGGAGCUCUUGUAAAUGUUAAUGUGGAGGGUAAAGUAGGAUCUAAGGAAACCAGCAACGGAAGCCAACCAUCUGUACUUGCGCAGAUUCAAGCAAAGGAAGCUGACGUCCAAGCACUUGCGGACCUUACCCGUGCUCUUGACAAAAAGGAUGCAUUGGUAUCUGAACUGAGGCUCAUGAACGAUGAUGUAGUAGAGAAUCGAAGCAAUGAUGAUAAUGCUUUGGAGAAUUCAGAAACAUUUAAAAAGCAAUAUGCUGCUGUAUUAGUGCAGCUAAACGAAAUCAAUGAACAGGUAUCUUCAGCUCUUUUCUGCUUGAGGCAAAGGAAUACCUAUCAGCGCAACUCUUUAGUUGUUUGGCCGCAUCCCAUAGCAAAUGUAGGGGACUCUUGUGGCUCCUUGAGCUUGUGUGAUAAUCCUGUCAACCCUGGACAGGACUCUGGAUCUCAUGUUAAGGACAUUGUUGAAAGCUCUAGAGAAAAAGCUAGGGCAAUGGUAGAUGCAGCUAUUCGGGCAAUGUUAUCAUUGAACGGAAGGGAGAAUAAUAGCAUAGAGAGGAUUGAAGAAGCGAUAGAUUACGUAAGUAAUUGUCUUCCACUGGAUGAAUCGGGAGCCAUUAUUCCAGUAGAUGUUACUACAAAUGGAAGAUCAAGUUCUUCUCAGGAACAGUCUAAUUCCAAUACAACAACAAUAGAUGAAGAUAAGUUGAAUAAUAAUAAUAAUCAUAAUAUUAAUAAUAAUAAUAAUAGUAUGCAAGAAGAAGAAAAGAAGAAGGAUUCUCAAAUUCCAUCACAGCUCAUUAGUCACUGCCUUGCAACUCUACUAAUGAUUCAGAAAUGCACUGAAAGGCAGUUUCCACCUGCUGAUGUGGCUGAGAUAUUGGAUUCAGCUGUUACUAGUUUGCAGCCAUGUUGUUCUCAGAACCUUCCAGUAUAUUCUGAGAUUCAAAAGUGCAUGGGAAUCAUCAGAAACCAAAUAUUGGCUCUCAUACCCACUUUAACCAUUUGAUCUCUUCAUCUUCUUUUUUUGUACAUGAAUCAAUAACGUAGAGAUGAAAAUGGUAUCUGUCACAGGUUUUUGUUGUUUUUGGGUUUCCUCCAGUUUUUCAAUUCUUCUAAAUUUGGGUUGCUUCCAAUUUGGACCAUAAUUUGGAUUUUGGGUUAUUUGGAUUGGAUACUUAUUUAUA